AUGUUAUCUCCUCUCAGUGCUAAUAUCUACAUCCCAGCCCUGAAUAAUAUUCAACAGGACAUUGGGACAACAAGUGAACUGAUCAAUUUGACAGUGACAGUUUAUAUGAUUUUUCAAGGACUAUCGCCUGCUUUCUGGGGUUCUUUGGCUGAUCUCUGGGGACGACGACCUGUAUACCUUCUUACUGUCUUUGUUUACUGUUUAUCGUGCAUUGGCCUUGCUUUGAGUCAUGUAUACGGUUUAUUACUCUUUUUUCGUAUGUUACAAGCUUUUGGUGCAAGCUCACUCAUUGCCGUUGGUGCUGGAGUUGUUGGUGACAUUGCCGAACCUGCAAAACGUGGAAGUUUUUAUGGGAGUUACAGUAUGGGACAACUGAUAGGUAAUAUAUAUAAUGGCUAUACAAUGAAGAAUUCGUUUCUGACGCUCUUCAAUAGAUGGAUUUUUUGGAUCUUAUUAGUUUUUGCCAGCAUCUGUUUCUUUCUCACGCUUUUCUUUGUACCUGAAACUCUUCGAUCUUUGGUGGGAAAUGGAAGUGGAUAUGCCAAUCCGACACCAUCUCAAUGGAUUCGACAUCGGCGAGAAAAGAAACUGAACCCUGCCAACGCAGAAACAAUAAAUACCACCAAAUCACGCUUCUUACAACAACCCAACUUUCUUGCGCCAUUUUUAUACCUUUUUCAACUGGAUGUGCUGAUAGGAUUAAUCUACGUUGCUAUUCUUUACAGUUGUUAUUACUGCUAUCUUGUAUCUACCACCAAUCUUUACGAUAAAAUUUAUGGUUUGAACGCAAUCCAAAUUGGCUUAUGUUUUAUUCCUCAAGGUGUUGCAUGUGUUAUUAGCUCUUAUAUCUCAGGAAAGAUAAUGGAUCGCGAAUUUACAUCGGUAUUGAACAAAUACAAACAAGAUCAUCCUGGUGCCAUUAUUGAUCGUGGCAAGAUUCCUUUAGACUUCCCUAUUUAUCAUGCUCGUUUUCGAAUUAGUUGGAUCUAUGCUGUUGCUAUUCAAAUUGUUACUCUUGGUUAUGGUUGGGCACUUCAAAACAGUGUUCAUUUGGCUGUGCCUAUUAUCCUUCAAUUCAUAGUUGCAUUUUGUAUGGUAGGAUCUAUGAAUGCUAUGCAAACAUUAUUGGUGGACCUUUUUCCUGGUCGAGGCGCAUCCAUUACAGCAUCCAACAAUUUGGUUCGUUGUAUUCUUGGUGCUGUUAUCACAGUAUGUAUUGAUCCUGGCAUUCAAGGUGUUGGCGUUGGAUGGUUUUUUACAGUAAGUGGAAAACAAUAA
Messenger RNA from Halteromyces radiatus, 1278 nucleotides. RefSeq names its product major facilitator superfamily domain-containing protein. The transcript is spliced from 7 exons. Gene Ontology annotation, biological process: transmembrane transport. Bases 1 to 1278 code for a protein of 425 amino acids. The record is from RefSeq and is a predicted model, not a curated record. Gene Ontology annotation, molecular function: transmembrane transporter activity. Lineage: Eukaryota; Fungi; Mucoromycota; Mucoromycetes; Mucorales; Cunninghamellaceae.